UUUGGCUCGCAGAGAAAGGCCAUCCAACGCAAAGCGCGCUUUUAAGGGGUGACAACAGGAUGCUUCGCAUUGCCUUCCUGGUUGGACCGGCAGUGGUGAGCGCUUGCCCCGCUGGGUAUGGCAAGCCAGUCCGCGGCAGCCCCUGCAUGAUCUGCCCCGAGGGCACCUACAGCGCGGAGGGCGCGGAGGUGUGCACCCAGUGCGAGGCAGGCACCUGGAGCGACCUGCGGGGCCAGCGGGGUGCGGAGAGCUGCGGAAUGUGCCCGGCGGGGACCUGGAGCAGCCAGCUGGGCGCCAUCUCCCCUGAGGCCUGCCAGAAAUGCCCAGAGGGGCGAUGGAGCAAUAGGACCGGCGUGGGCGCCAUCGCCGGGUGCCAGCGAUGCCCUGCCGGGACCUGGAGUGGGAAACAAGGCGCCACCAGCGAGAGCGUGUGCAUCAAGUGUGCCGCUGGGAAGUGGAGCCCGCAGAUGGCGGCCACCUCAGAAGAGGCUUGCGUGAGCUGCGACGCGGGCCGCUACAACCCCAAGGCGGGAGCCGCCGCGCCUCUGAGCUGCGUCACCUGCCCUGCGGGCACCUGGGGCGAUGCGGUGGGCGCGGACAGCGAGGAGGCAUGCACGCCGUGCCCCGUGGGCACUUUCAGCCCUGGCCGUGGUGCCAUUUCCAGUGAGAGCUGUGCGAAGUGCCGGCCGGGCACUUGGAGCGACACCGUGGGCGCCUCCGGCCACAAGACCUGCACCAGCUGCCCGGUGGGGACCUACAGCACGGAGGAAGGUGCAACUAGCUCGGAGAUUUGCUCCGAGUGUGGCCCUGGCACGUACCAGCCCAUCCUUGCUGCAGCUUCCAGCGAGUUGUGCAUCAAGUGCGCAGUGGGCAACUACACCAACGGAGUGGGCCAAUCGAGCUGCCACUUCUGCCCGGAAGGCACGUACGGCGACGCUUUUGGGCUGACCAAGUGCACCGAGUGCCCCAGCGGCACCACCACUGCAGCACAUGGUGCUAUUCGGGAGGGCCUGUGCAUGCCUCUUGGCUGAAAGCAUAUGGCCGUGCCGACAGUUCACAUGAUGGGUGUCCCUCCAGGAUGUGGACCUCUUUUUGGUAUGGUUUGAGAGGGAGACCAGGAAAUCAACCAGCGGAAGGAGUCUUUUUAGAGAGGCUCCUACCAAGGGAGCUUCCUUGGUCUCUCCUAUCAGGACCUGGAGGGGGAGACUUUCAUGUAAUGAAGCAAAGUGGGUAGCUCCCCGACGCAAGGUCCAAGACCGGAAGCGUUGUCUUCCCAUGAGAAUGGCGCUGGAAAGUCGGUCCAAUCGGGUCCGAAGGAAUGGUAAUGAUUUUGCACACCGGAAUUCAGGGAGAAGGGGCAGCCGUGGCAACAGCAUGGCUCCAACGGGCAAAGGCCGCCCCCUUUACUCUAGCCGUUUUGGCCCGCUUUUGUCACGAGCCGCAGCGUCAUCGCACGGAAGUUGCGAGAAGCUUACGGACAUGUACAGCUCUUAAUCAGACAGUUCAUCAAUAAUUAUUGCCUGG
This is a messenger RNA of Effrenium voratum, 1524 nucleotides long. Lineage: Eukaryota; Dinophyceae; Suessiales; Symbiodiniaceae. The record is from the annotation of a GenBank genome assembly.